AGGCUACGGGCAUCUUUUUACUGCAGCCUUCUUUUCCGAGAUAAAAGACGAAUGUCUUUUGCUAGUCACGAAAUGGUGUUGAAGAGCUAAUACAACCGGGGCAAUGUGAGAAGUCAUAGCGCUCAACCUUGACCACGUCGAUGAAGGUGGGCGGCAAGCAUUCCGUAAACGAACUUGUGCAGAAGUACAGUUCUUCACAACAGGCAUGAUGGGGGCCAUGGAGCUGCGCCUCACACCAAGACAUCACCCCAUAUCUUGACAUGGAUUGCGACCUAUGAAAGAUACAUCCCUACGACCUCUCGUGACCCGGAGAAGGAUGCAAUGCGCCCAGCACGAGGCUGUACUUCGUCUGAUCGUGGUACGCAGAGGAAAGCGCAACAUAUGUAUUCACCAUGCGCGCCUUCAACAGGCGCGUCGUUCAUGCGCUCCUUAUAGCCCAUUAAUACAGCCUUGCGACUAACAUUGGAAAAGUCAAGAUGUCGACAGCAAACGGUGAAUGGUCUUUGUAUCCUUACCAUCCCAACAUUCCGGCCUCCAUCUUCUUCACGGCUCUUUUAACUCUCCUGGCCUUCGCCCAGAUAUACCAGUCAUUCUUCAGAUAUCAAUGGAAGCUGUUCGGUACAACUAUGCUGUGGGCAACCUCCGUCUGGAUAGCCGGUUUCAUCUGCCGUACCAUCUCCAGCUACCAUCAACAAAACAUCAGCUUGUUCAUCGCUCAAUUCGUGCUGGUUAUCAUGGGCCCGCCUCUGUACGCCGCAGCCGAGUAUUUCAUCCUUGGCCGCUUGAUCGAUUAUCUACCGUACCAUGCUCCUAUUCAUCCAGGACGAGUAUUCAGUACCUUCGCCUUCCUCAGUGUGUGCGUCGAAACAAUAACAGCUAAUGGAGCGUCACACGCUGCCAGCCCGAAUCAGACUCUGGCACAGCACAAGGCGGGACUGACCUGUAUUGCGGUGGGUCUACUCCUGCAAGCCUGCGUCGAAGUGGUGUUCUUGUCACUUGCCUUGACCUUGUACCGGCGGGCUCGACGUGCCAAUACCCUGCCAAAGCGCAUUCUUCCGGUCUUCUACGUCCUUGGGAUUACAAGUGCCAUGAUGCUGGUCCGCUGCAUAAUCCGCGCCAUUGAAGCUUUCGAAACGCUGAGCUGCAACGUGGGUGGCAGUGACCCUUAUUGCGGGUACGUGUCACGGCACGAAUGGGUCUUUUGGAUAUUCGAGACGUCGAACAUUACGCUGUUCGUCAUACUGCUUGCGAUCUUCCAUCCAGGGAAGUAUCUACCAGGAAAUCACAAGGUCUUCCUCGACCCUACAGAUAGGACCACCGAGCGCCUCGGACCGGGGUUCGGCAAAGCUGACAAGCGGUCUUUCAUCAUGACACUGAUUGACCCUUUCAACUUCAGCGGCAUCAUCUCGGGGAGAGGGUUUGCGCAACAAAGGUUCUGGGAGGCCGAUCAGCCGGUGUACAACGGCCACGAACUUCGGCCAAUGAAAGGAGGCGCUAGUGCAUCUGUAGAGGCAGCUUAAGUGAAACCUGACGCAUUGUUUGGAAUGUGCAAAGGUGGAACAGUCGGCAUGCGUCGGGCGGCCAAAGUCAACGACGGCGGCCCUGCUCCAACGAUGGGUUGGCGAGCACCAACACCGGAGGGACUGGAUGCAUUUAAGCAUUCAAGAAUCAUCAUCCCACGCAUACCUAGAUUGUUAGCGAGAUAGGGGAGAGUUAGGCAACCCUCGUGCAUGCUCGAAGUCAAGACAGCUGCGCAUUACAUACAGAAGGAGGGACUACCAACGUGCUAAGGUGUCCUCCGGUCCGCAAGCGUCUUUUGGUUCGCUGAAUGUUGGCGCGGGCCUAUGUGCUUCUGGGCCGUUACGAUGUCUCAGUCCUGGUCAGUGCAUCGAAAAUCGUGCGGCGACCGAAUGCCAGCGAUUGCAUUGUCUCAGAACUACAGGCUCCAUAGGUGUUGUUGAUAUGUCUAGGACUAAACCAUACUUUGUCU
This is a messenger RNA of Baudoinia panamericana UAMH 10762, 1990 nucleotides long. RefSeq lists its product as uncharacterized. The transcript has a single exon. Gene Ontology annotation, cellular component: membrane. The record is from RefSeq and is a predicted model, not a curated record. The coding region runs from base 477 to 1520 and encodes 347 amino acids. Lineage: Eukaryota; Fungi; Ascomycota; Dothideomycetes; Mycosphaerellales; Teratosphaeriaceae.